CCUCAACUUCCAUGCAACGCCAACACCACCUUAAUACUCGAAUUUUGCCAACGCUACAAGAUGUCGUUCCUUGAGGAGUAAAUUCGACUAUUCGUGCUUUACUACAUGAUUAACACUAUCAAUUCAUCAGCGGCAACCCUGUAACGUCAUAUGCCGUCUCACUUAUUUCACAUGAACCGCGAUCAUUUUGGUGAUAAUCUGUAACGAUGGCUGCUGUUACGAACCGAGGUGCGGAUAGGGCUGCUGCCUUAUUUCAAAAAGGCCAGAAGUUUUACAAGGCCCAGCAGUACGAUCUUGCUGAGAAGGCUUUCCUAAAGGCUAUGGAUAUGUGCAACUGUGGCGUUUCCGUCCAGAAUCAGCCGCGUAUUGACAAUGAUAUCUUGUUAGGAAUUAAGAAGAAGGACCUGAAAGGGGCUCUGACAAAGCUGUCAGCCUCCCAACGAUGCAAUAGCCGACUCCAUCUAGAUAUGCUCGACUCCAUUAUUGCUACUUAUGAGGCGCAGGCUAGGCUUGAUGAAGCGCUCGAGUUCUCCUUGAAGAUGGUCAAUCUUUCCCCAAGAGAGCCAAAGAGCUAUCUGCGCUUGGGAAAGGUUCUUAGACUGAAGAACCAGCAGACUACUGCUUAUCACAAUUAUAAGCAAGGCAUAGAGCUCGUCAAGCGAAAGAACCCAAACCAUCCUCUCUUAUCCAAGCUGCACGCCCAGAAGGACAAGGUGCUCCCCUUAGCUUCAUUCGAUCCUAUGACCGAACUUCCCAUCGAGCUUGUGGGGAUAAUAUUCAGGUUUCUAAACACUAGGACACAAUGUCGCUGCUUAUGUGUCUCUAAGACUUGGAAGACUGUCUUGACUACAAAAUCCCUUAGCGACCUGUGGAAGGUCCAGGAGUACACAUUCACCCGGCUCAGACAACCAUCUUCGCCAAGAAUCUUCGCAAGUUUCGCAUCCAACUGGAAUUAUGCGGGUCGAAGUAUUACAGAGCUGUCCGUUGAUGGUUGCGCCCAGUUCUUAAAAAUCGGUAAACUUGAGCGGCUCUUCCGCUUCUUCCAGGACCUCAAGGUUCUGAAGCUAAGAGAACCACAUGCAGUUCUUGAUUUAGGAGCGUUGCCGGAGACGACAAAAAAGCCUAAACUUAAAAGUGUCUAUUUAGGUCACGGAGUACAACCCUCACAUAGGCUUUUACGGCAAUUGCUCGAGUCUUCUUCUGCUUCCCUAGAAGAGCUCUCUGUCUUUAGAUUUCCAAAGAACGAACAUGAACAUUGGCUCCGUGACUGGCCAAAGCUAGAAAAGUUAAAGGUUAUUCGUCUUUUGGGUUCAAAUGUAAUUGAUGCUUUGUCACCGACUAAUAUCAGCCGCCUUAUUGAAUUGGCUCCUAAUCUAGAAGAAGCCUGGAUCGAUCCUUUUACUUGGGACCUCAUGCCGAUGAUGUGUGGCUGGCGAAGACUACAAAGCAUAUCCGUAAGGAUACGCAUGCAAUUUGGCGGUCCUAAUCCAUUCGCACAUGUUCACGAGCAAUUGCGCGAGUUCCAUCUGGAAAUGCCCCCUGGGAUAAGAAUUCUUGGCCUACUUUUAGACGGUACUCUUCCCCAGGAUUCUCGCCCUUAUUUUCAAAAUAUGGAGAAACUGUCAGUACUGAAUUCCUCAAAACCGCCUAGUGGAUGCAUGUUCGAGUUUUUUGUUAGGGGUGGCCUGGAAUCCGGUACUUUACGAGAAGUACAUUUCGACCCGUUGCCUGCCUCGGACUUCUUUGGAAACUCACGAGUUCCUACAAUCCCUACUUGGCUUAGAAGCGACAGUGUCACCUAUUUCAGCUUGACGGGAUUCGCGCGAGAUGGUCUUCAUGAACACAGAUUACUGGAGGAUGUUGUGCUCGAAAUAGCUAGCCGUUUCCCCAACUUAUCCACUGUGGACGUGUCCAAUGAGCCGUUCCCUGACACCUUACUAGCGAAGCUCAUCCAGAGAGGUGUCAAGACGAUCUACUGUCGGCCGGCACUGCCUAAGGUAGACCUUAGUGUCUGGGCUUCUCGCAAAUUUGGGGCACAGAUCAUCACCGGUCUACCGCCUCACAUACCCGCAUACCACCCAGACCAGUGCCGAAAUACUACCGCUCUCCCAUACUUCGACCCAUCCGUUUUCUAAUAUUCGUUCAGUGGAUAUGGCCUUUUUGAUUCCUGUAUGUCCACGUACUCGGAUAAAAUGGACGACAUUGCGGAAAUUCCAUUUCUUCUCGUCGCUGGCACAAGGCUAGGUUGGUCUACUUCACCGUCCCACUUGAGAUGCUCACUUCCCUCGGAUUCUUUAGAGUUUAUGUGCAAGGAGUUCCGGUUCAUAGGCGGACAACUGGUACUUCCCACGACGAGCAUAGCAGCAGGAUGUCAAGGUUUGCGCUUGUCUCUACCAACGAUCCCUGGAGGUCGGAAACAUAGAUCUAGCAAAGCAUGAUCGCGGUAGUUAACACCUGCCAUAAUACAUAAUUCAUAAUUC
This is a messenger RNA of Annulohypoxylon truncatum, 2480 nucleotides long. RefSeq lists its product as uncharacterized. The record is from RefSeq and is a predicted model, not a curated record. Gene Ontology annotation, molecular function: protein binding. The transcript is spliced from 6 exons. Lineage: Eukaryota; Fungi; Ascomycota; Sordariomycetes; Xylariales; Hypoxylaceae. The coding region runs from base 207 to 2135 and encodes 642 amino acids.